GACGACGGGGGAUUUCGGAAAAGGGGAUCCAGAGGGAAACCCCGCCACCUCGCUGCCGGGUGGGGUGAGGGUUUCUGCAGUUGAGCCCAAGGCACACAAUGGCAUGGAGAGCAGCAGUGCUGCUGGGCGUGGUCCUGGGAGUUGGAGCUGUGCCCACUGAUGAUCCUGAAGAUGGAGGCAAGCACUGGGUGGUGAUUGUCGCAGGCUCAAAUGGCUGGUACAAUUACAGGCACCAGGCAGACGCAUGCCAUGCCUACCAGAUCAUUCACCGAAACGGGAUUCCUGAUGAGCAGAUCAUUGUGAUGAUGUAUGAUGACAUCGCCAACUCUGAAGACAAUCCCACCCCAGGUAUCGUGAUCAAUAGGCCCAACGGCACAGACGUGUACAAGGGCGUCCCUAAGGACUACACAGGCGAGGAUGUUACCCCUAAAAAUUUCUUGGCUGUGCUGAGAGGUGAUACAGAAGCAGUGAAGGGCGUCGGAUCUGGAAAAGUCCUGAAGAGCGGCCCUCGGGACCAUGUAUUCAUUUACUUCACGGACCAUGGAUCCACUGGAGUUCUGCUCUUUCCUAAUGAAUACCUGUACGUCAAGGACCUGAAUGACACCAUCUACUACAUGUACAAACACCACAUGUACCGAAAGAUGGUGUUCUACAUCGAGGCCUGUGAAUCUGGCUCCAUGAUGAACCACCUUCCAGAUGACAUCAAUGUUUAUGCCACAACGGCUGCCAACCCCAGGGAGUCAUCCUAUGCCUGCUAUUAUGACGAGAAGCGGUCCACGUACCUGGGGGACUGGUACAGUGUCAACUGGAUGGAGGACUCAGAUGUGGAGGAUCUGACCACAGAGACACUCCACAAGCAGUACCGCCUGGUGAAGACCCACACCAACACCAGCCAUGUCAUGCAGUAUGGAAACAAGUCCAUCUCUGGAAUGAAAGUGAUGCAGUUCCAGGGAAUGAAGCACAAAGCCAGUUCUCCCAUCUCUCUGCCUCCGGUCACACGCCUCGAUCUCACCCCUAGUCCUGACGUGCCCCUUGCAAUCAUGAAAAGGAGACUGAUGAGCACAAAUGACGUGCAGGAGUCCUUGAAGCUCCUUGAGGAGAUCCAGAGGCACCUGGAUGCCAGGCACCUCGUCGAGGAGUCGGUACACAGGAUGGUCUCCUUGUUGGCGGCGUCCGAGGCUGAGGCAGAGAGGCUUCUGUCAGAGAGAGCCCCGCUCACAGGGCAUGGCUGCUACCCCGAGGCCCUGGAGUACUUCCGCACACACUGCUUUAACUGGCUCACGAGCACGUUUGAGCAUGCACUGAGGUACCUGUACGUUCUGGUCAAUCUUUGCGAGAAGUCAUAUCCGCUCCACAGGAUAAAGUCGUCCAUGAAUGAUGUAUGUGUGGGUCGCCGCUGAAGGGCUCCUUCUGGAUGCUUCUCCCAGUGUGUAUGCCAUUCCUGAAUGUGCUGAUCAGAGACGGAAGAGGUGGCAGAGGGGAGCCCGCUCUGGCUUUCCUGAGACAGCCCCUCAGGGCUCCCUUGGGCCUCUUUCCUGGACGAUGUGCUGGCCUCACCCCCUCCCCAUCUUCUCUGAGAAGCUGCAGAUGUGGGAGGGGGGAGCUCUGUGUUAAGAGAUUAUAUUUGCUUUCUGGGAGGGUUUUGCCCAUGAGCUUUGAAGAGCAGAAAGUUCGUGGGGGCUUCUGAAUCCCCUCUUGAAAAGCUUUUGUGAUCAGAAAUUCAAAACUGAAACCUUUUUAAAUCUUCAGAAUGAUUCUGUUGAAGAGGCCAUGGGCCCAAAUGGAAAAUUAUUUCUACAAAAUAUGAGUUUUGAUUGCUUUUGUAUUCUAUUCUGCAGUAGUGUUUAAUAAAAGUAAAGAUGUCUGACUGGA
Messenger RNA from Carlito syrichta (Philippine tarsier), 1872 nucleotides. It is a transcript of the gene LGMN, whose product is annotated as legumain. Gene Ontology annotation, molecular function: cysteine-type endopeptidase activity. Bases 99 to 1400 code for a protein of 433 amino acids. The record is from RefSeq and is a predicted model, not a curated record. NCBI's taxonomy places the organism in Eukaryota, Metazoa, Chordata, Mammalia, Primates, Tarsiidae. The transcript has 14 exons. Gene Ontology annotation, biological process: vacuolar protein processing.